Molecule: messenger RNA, 465 nt
Organism: Dictyostelium purpureum
Lineage: Eukaryota; Evosea; Eumycetozoa; Dictyosteliales; Dictyosteliaceae
Exons: 3
Coding region: 1-465 (154 amino acids)
Biological process (GO): DNA replication-dependent chromatin assembly
Cellular component (GO): nucleus
Molecular function (GO): histone binding
Source: RefSeq, a predicted model, not a curated record
AUGAGUCACAUUCGUUUAACUCAAGUAUUAAUUCAUAAUAAUCCAUCAACAUUCGAUAGUCCAUUUAUAUUUGAUAUAUCAUUUGAAUGUAUUAGCCCAAUUAAAGAAGAUUUAGAAUGGAAAGUAUUAUAUGUUGGAUCAGCAGAUACAGAAAAAAAUGAUCAAAUAUUAGAUAGUAUACUAUUAGGACCAGUUUCAGUUGGUCAAAAUCAAUUUGUUUUUGAAGUUGACCCACCAGAUCAAAAUAGAAUUCCAAAAGAUGAUUUAUUAGGUGUUACUGUUGUUUUCUUAAUUUGUGCAUAUAAAGGUGAGGACUUUAUUAGAGUUGGUUAUUACGUCAAUAACGAAUAUUCUGACCCUGAAUUAAGAGAUAACCCUCCAGAAACCCCAAUUUUAUCAAAAAUUACAAGAAGUGUUAUGGAUGAUAAGCCUGCUGUAACAGGUUUUCCAAUUCAAUGGGAUUAA